ACAGUCGGUUUGCUUCACGGAUGGAUGAGCAACUUGCUCUGUAUCCACAUAUGAAAUUUAAUGAGAUUGAUAUGGUCUUCUUCCCCAUAAAUGCGUUUGAGCAUUUCUACAUUGUAUGCUAUGGGCUAAAGAAUCCAAGUAUGGAGCUGAUUGACAAUAGCAAAAACUGCCCAGACUACAAGGAAAAAUACCAAGGUCGUCCUGAGGGUUUGCACCAGAAUUUUGUGAGAUAUUUGGCAGACAAAAAACAUCACAAGGCGAGUGAAAUAAAUACAUUAAUGCCUGGCAGACUUGAGAUGGAGUGGAGAACGGCUGAAAACAAAUUUGAUUGUGGUAUUUUUGUCAUGAGACAUAUGGAGACCUACAUGGGCGGUGGUACAGCGAAUUGGAACUCUGGUUUUCAUAGAGAGGGU
Molecule: messenger RNA, 413 nt
Organism: Asparagus officinalis (garden asparagus)
Lineage: Eukaryota; Viridiplantae; Streptophyta; Magnoliopsida; Asparagales; Asparagaceae
Exons: 3
Biological process (GO): proteolysis
Molecular function (GO): cysteine-type peptidase activity
Source: RefSeq, a predicted model, not a curated record